Closterium sp. Naga37s-1 is the source of this 1683-nucleotide messenger RNA. Lineage: Eukaryota; Viridiplantae; Streptophyta; Zygnematophyceae; Desmidiales; Closteriaceae. The record is from the annotation of a GenBank genome assembly.
AUGGGGUGGGUGCUGCAGUCGUCGCCUGGAUCGCACAGCACGGCACAGCGUCAGUGCGACACAGUCGCGUACUGCUCACGCUCGUUCAGCUCUACCAUUCGCGAGGCUCCAUCUGGCUUCACGGAGAAAGGUGGUGCUCAACUGUCCGGCUUCACGGAGAAAGGUGGUGCUCAACUGUCCGGCUUCACGGAGAAAGGUGGUGCUCAACUGUCCGGCUUCACGGAGAAAGGUGGUGCUCAACUGUCCGGCUUCACGGAGAAAGGUGGUGCUCAACUGUCCGGCUUCACGGAGAAAGGUGGUGCUCAACUGUCCGGCUUCACGGAGAAAGGUGGUGCUCAACUGUCCGGCUUCACGGAGAAAGGUGGUGCUCAACUGUCCGGCUUCACGGAGAAAGGUGGUGCUCAACUGUCCGGCUUCACGGAGAAAGGUGGUGCUCAACUGUCCGGCUUCACGGAGAAAGGUGGUGCUCAACUGUCCGGCUUCACGGAGAAAGGUGGUGCUCAACUGUCCGGCUUCACGGAGAAAGGUGGUGCUCAACUGUCCGGCUUCACGGAGAAAGGUGGUGCUCAACUGUCCGGCUUCACGGAGAAAGGUGGUGCUCAACUGUCCGGCUUCAGUUUCUCUGUGGGGGGGUGGGUGGCGGGGUGGGGGGAAGGCUGGGGGGUGGCGGCAAGGUUUUCUGCACCACCAGCGCGCCAGCGCCAACCGACCACCGCCACGCCAUCAACCCCGCCCACUUCAGCUCGCUCCCUGCCCUGCUCUCUGCUGCGCCCUGACACGGCGGACGCUGUGUGGGGGGGGGUGGAAGGGCAGGCAGUUGAGGAAGAGGGGGGUACUCAAGCCUCCGUGAUCCCCUCCUCCCUUUACUCCUUUCCUCCUCCCUUUACUCCUUUCCUCCUCCCUUCACUCCUUUCCUCCUCCCUUCACUCCUUUCGUCCUCCCUUCACUCCUUUCCUCCUCCCUUCACUCCUUUCCUCCUCCCUUCACUCCUUUCGUCCUCCCUUCACUCCUUUCCUCCUCCCUUCACUCCUUUCCUCCUCCCUUCACUCCUUUCCUCCUCCCUUUACUCCUUUCCUCCUCCCUUCACUCCUUUCCUCCUCCCUUUACUCCUUUCCUCCUCCCUUUACUCCUUUCCUCCUCCCUUUACUCCUUUCCUCCUCCCGUACCUGCACCGCGCGAGAGGUAGCGGCGCGAGAGGUAGCGGCGCGUGACGGGCGGCAGGGAGUUCUAAGCACUCAGCUCUUCCCUCACUCCCCUUCCAUCGCACUCUGCUGCCCCCCACACUCUGCCUCUCUCUGCCUUCCUCACACUCUGCUUCCCCUGCAACCCCUGUUCCCCGCUAUCUGCUCCCCCCUCACUCUGCUUCCCCCACUCUCUCCAUCCCCUGAUUCGCUGCAUCUCCUGCAUCUCUGCUUCAUUUCUGCUCCAUCUGCAUCGUCUGCUUCAUCUGCAUCAUCACUUCACUUCACAGCACCAGCAGCAGCUUAUGAGCGGGAGGUAGGAGCGAGGAAGAUAACAGCUGGCCCUCUCUUCUGCUCCCAGCAGCUGCCAGUCGUCUCCAACUGCUGCCGCCACCGCUGCUGCAACUUCUAUCAUACCCUUCUGCUGCCACCGCUGGUGUCACUGAGGGCCUUCUCUUCUGCUGCUCCCACUGCUUCUGCCACCGCUGCUGUCACCAAAUAG